CUACCGUGUCCCAUGGAUUCUCCCUCUACACUUCUUGUCUUGUUUUCGAUUGUUUUCUGGAAAGUCCAAGAAGCCAUGAUGUGCGCGAUCCGACUUUGACGAACCCAAUGGGAAACACAAAGAGCGUGACUGCUGGUGCUCAGGACCCCGCUCAGCGCCGCCCUUCGCCACUUGAACUAGUGGAUCUCCUAUUGACCGUCCUGCCGGUGGUUUCCGAACUAUGUAAAGACUUGUCGAAUACCAUCAAUAAACGCGACAAAAGAUAUGGAUACUUGGGCAAUAUCCAGUCAGCGACAGCAACGUUGCACCAACACCUUGUGGCGCUGAGUAGAGAGGGCUGCAAUGAAAGGCUUGGUUCGCAAAUCGGAGACCUAGCAGAUCAACUGGAGCAGAUAUUUAGCCCACAUUUGAUUCCAUCCCAGGGAGGUCUUGUCUCAGCUGAUGUACACACAAACAUUCGUCAGUACCAAAGACUGACGAGGGUUAAAAAGUUAUUGGCGGAGAGUGGCGAUGAAUUGCCAUUCCCCUCUCCCAAAGAUCUACUCGAUACGAAUAUGCUAAAUAGUCCCGGUCAAUGGAGGAGGCUACAACACGAGCUCGAAUGCAUUACGGACGAAUUUCAAGGCUACGGAGACGAUGCUGAUCAUCUGGAUGAAGACACGCUCGCGCAUCCAAACCAUUCCAGCCCCGAGAUGUGGACUUUUGCGGACGAGGUUUUCAAGGCGAUGUCCUGCGACUGCCAUUCACAGUCCCUCAGCGGAAGCCGGCUCAGGAUGGGGACAUACAGAGCCGGUUCGAACCAUGUAGCAAAGUCGCUAUGCGUUUUACUUGAGCAGCUUCAGGAAAGCGAGCAAUGGGUUUUUUGGCAUGAAGUUCUCAUCCGCGAGCAUGUAGAACUGAAGCCAAGAGUGAAGUUUUCAAAUACAUCUCAAGCAGAUCCGAGCCAAGAAGCGCACGAAUUCUCCGCUUCCGGGGCUGUUUCCUGCAUUUUCGAUGUACUCCAGGAGCCGUCAACGGCAGACCUACUAAGGCUCAAUUUUAUCCUGAACCGGGGCGUUCUCCACACAUCCAGCAAUGCUGCAGAUGAGCGAACCAUCAGACAAGACAGCCUGAGGGAAGAGGUCAAUCUCAAAGACAUCCUCGCAUCGCCACAGAAAAGGUGGCCUGAGACCGCGAAAUGGGCUCUCGCCGUCAUCCUUGCUUGGAGCCUCCAUCAUUUAUAUGGAGGGUCUUGGACACGUGGCGGAUGGAGCCGAGAGAACAUCCUCUUCUUCCGGAGCGGCGGUCGCAUUCCUUUACGGCCGUUCCUUGGAAUUUCAGACACAAACAUAUUACAUAAGGAUAAGAAGUCAACCGAGAUAUCUAGUCUUCACCGAUACCCAGAGCUACUCGAGCUUGGAGUCAUUCUUCUGGAACUUCACCUGGGACAACGACUUGAGGAUUAUCUAGGACUGAACAAAGAACUAUCCGGUCCCAGGGAUUUCUUUCUUCAUGCCAUGAAGGCUUUUGCUUCCCAAAAGGAGCACAUUUUCUCCUUGAGGUAUCGAAACGCUAUCGACACGUGUCUGCGGCCAGACCCCAAAUUAAGACCCAAUCCGUCAAUGCAAGACGUUCGAUGUUUGAUGUUUCAGAAUGUGGUGAAACCACUGGAGGAAGAGCUGACCUCCAACUUUCAGGAGUGGUUUUCGGCAGGUGGCCUGGAUGACCAGGCCGAGAAAUAUGAUCUCGCUGUGGGAUUGCACAUCCCGAACCAGAGUCUGGGAGCGCAAAAGUUCACAUCAGCAGCCAUCCCAACAGAUGACAGCAUCCACCCACUUCUUCGAUCCCGAGGUCGUCGAUGACGAUAUUUUCAUGACUUAAUGAAGCCAUUAUCCAAUAAAGGACCUUGCAUAGUCCCUCACUUGUCCGGGGGAAUCCUGAUGAGAAUGUCUAUGUCCAAAGCAAU
Molecule: messenger RNA, 1945 nt
Organism: Diaporthe batatas
Lineage: Eukaryota; Fungi; Ascomycota; Sordariomycetes; Diaporthales; Diaporthaceae
Exons: 3
Coding region: 108-1841 (577 amino acids)
Source: RefSeq, a predicted model, not a curated record